This is a messenger RNA of Podarcis lilfordi (Lilford's wall lizard), 12626 nucleotides long. The record is from the annotation of a GenBank genome assembly. Lineage: Eukaryota; Metazoa; Chordata; Lepidosauria; Squamata; Lacertidae.
GAGGCGGUUCCAGAGAUGAUAAAGGCAGAUGCUGAGGAGUUGGAUGUCAUUUCUGGGUUGUUUUUUUUGCAGCUUGGACACUACUCGUGGGAAGCAAAGGGUUUGCUUGAUUUCCUUCUUCACUCAAACGGGCUGCCCUCGCAAUGCUGGCUGCAAGCGGGACCCGCAUCCGCGUCCAGUUUGGGCGGCUCCUGGCAGAAGCGGGGCAACUCAGUGCUCCUGUGCGCCGGCCUCUAGGACCAGGGCUCCUGGGCUCCACAGCAUUGUCCUGCACGGAUCAGAACAGAAGCUCGGGGGCAACGGGUUCAAGUGAGUAGCUGGCAAGGACUGUUAACGCACCACCCUCCAGUUUGAUUUUGAGAUCCCAUCAGUGGUGCAGUUAGACGAUUUUAGGCUCUGACCUUAAUGGCAGCCCUGAGGAGAGGGAGGUCUGCCACCAACACUCUCCAGUAUCUGCUGCUCAAGAUGGCUCCCUCAUCUUGUCUAAUGGCAGGGCUGGCCCUGAUGUGUUGCCUAAAAGUGCACUGGAAGAAAGAGGGAGACAGGAUUCUAUUGAUCCUUGUGGGAAUUCUCUGUGUGCAGGUGCAGAUUCUCUCUCUCUCUCUCUCUCUCUCUCUCUCUCUCUCUCUCUCACACACACACACACACACAGAGAGAGAGAGUUAUGGUUGAUUUUAAUACAGUGGUACCUCGGGUUACAUACACUUCAGGUUACAGACGCUUCAGGUUACAGACUCCGCUAACCCAGAAAUAGUACCUCGGGUUAAGAACUUUGCCUCAGGAUGAGAACAGAAAUCGUGUGGUGGCGGCAUGGCGGCAGCAGGAGGCCCCAUUAGCUAAAGUGGUGCUUCAGGUUAAGAACAAUUUCAGGUUAAGAACAGACCUCCAGAACGAAUUAAGUUCUUAACCCGAGGUACCACUGUAUUUAUUACAUCCGAAUUAGAGUUCUUUGUAUUUAUUGACUUGAAAAGCUUUGCUUCAGUUACUGUGCCCAGCUCAGUUGCAAUGAUGGUUUAAACCUUUUUUGGGGUUGAAUGUUUUGACCUGGCAUAAGCAGCACCCCACUAUAAGCAUACAGAGUAUAUAUGGGGUUUUUUAUUUCAAAUAUAUAUAUAUCCUGCCUUUUUCCAAAAAUGAUUCAAGGUGACUUACAAUGUGCAUACACACACAAAUCAACAUUUCUAAAACCAACCUGCAAAGACCAAUAACAAUACAGAAAAACUGAAUCUAUAGUGGAUUGAAUUUUACAUUCAUGCCUAUUCAUAUAUAUGCAUGGGAAUAUUUGGAUCUUGUUUUUGAUCCAAAGCAUCUAACUGUGUGUGUUAAUGCAUAAUGUUCAAAUGCAUAAUGAAAUACAGUGGUACCUCGGGUUAAGUACUUUCUGUUCUCAUCCUGAGGUAAAGUUCUUAAUCCAAGGUACUACUUCUGGGUUAGCGGAGUCUGUAACCCAAGGUGUUUGUAACCCGAGGUACCACUGUAACUAAACUGAGCUACUCCAAAAUGAUUGAACAGGAAGCAGUAGCAACAACAAAGAAACCAGCAGCAGGGAGAGGGGAAUGAUCUGGCAGAGCAAGCUGGAAAGGGUAUUUGUUCAACAUGUCUGACCCUACCAUUAGGCAGAGUGAAGAAGGUGCCUCUGGCACAAAAGGGGUAGCAAGCAGUGGGAGAGAUGUUAUAGGCCAGAGCAGCUUGCCCUAUGCUAACCUGCUGGUUUCAGAUACAGUGGAGGGCACUGCCUCAUUUACAGUGCCGAAGUACGAUUCAGCUGCCAGUCCAGCUGGCUUUUGUAAUUGAAUGGAGGAAAGGUAUCAUUUUAUCCUUUGUCCUAGGCUGGUUUCAAGCUCAGAGGGCCCAAUGCCAUAUUUUUUUUUAAAUGAUUACCCUUACUUGUAGUGAAGACAAAAAGCAAGGGGAAAAGGAUGAUAUUCCUCUAGGACAGUGGUGUUCAAACUUUUUUCAAAGAGGGCCAGAUUUGAUGAAGUGAAGGGCCAUGGGGGCCAGCCAAGGGACCAACCAAAGUUAUUGACCUUUUUUUAGGAUUGAAGUUGUUCAGCUUUUUUAUGAUUUUAUCCCGAAGUUGUUUAGCUUUUGGAGUUUUUGAGGUUUUUUCAGGAUUUUACCCCAGGAAAUAAACUGCCAUGGGGGGCCAAAUUAGGCCCCUGGAACAGCCUUUGGACAUGCCUGCUCUAGGAAUAGAUUUCAAAGCCUUGGGGACACUCAGAACAGGCCUCUAGAGAGGGAGGAAAGGAGACCAUAACACAGAAACAGAGCUCAUGCAUACAGGAGCUCUCAGGUUCCUUCCUGACUUUUCCAAUUAAAAGCAUCAAGUAGAAAGUGAGGCUUGAUUUGGCCCAAAAUAAAUCAGACUUUUUGCAAUAAGGAAAGUGAUGGGGAAAGGACCCUGCAAACAAGUCAGGAUGAAUGCUCCACACAGAGGUUGUUUGGAAGCGGCUGAAAUCUGUCUGUCUGUCUGAGAAUAGACAUUUAUUUCCUUACCCUUUCCAUGGCUGUGAUUUGACAUGAUGUUCUGUCUACUGGAUCUUGAAGCCGAGAAGGUGUACAAAGUGCCUGGCGGACACAAACCGUCAACAUUUGACAAGAAAAUCCUCCUGUGGACUGGACGCUUCAGGAAGGAAGAUGAAAUUCCUCCAAGGAUCCCGUAUGUACUUCAUUUUAUUCAACCACUAGAAACACUACGCUGAGGAAAAACUACUGCCAUAUUUUAGAAGUACACCAUCCUUUAGUGGAAGGGAGGAUAGGGGAGAAUGGAAGACUUUUGAAAAAAAUAAAGCUAUCCAUCUAGCUCAGGAAUAGUCAACAUGGUUUUAUCCAGAUGUUGUUGGACUACAACUUCCAUCAUCCCUGACCAUUGGCCAUGCUGCUGGGACUGAUGGCAUUGGGAGUCCAACAACAUCUGGAAGGUCACAGGUUCCCUACCCCCGUUCUCCUUGUUCUGUAAGAUGAACCUUGCAACCAAAACAUACACCAUAUAGAUCAAAAAUAAUUGCUGGCUUCCAUCAUUGAGUUGCACUAAACUUUCACAGAUAUGCACUCACGUAUUUAUAUUUUGCUUUAUUUAUGUGUGAUAAGAAACUAUGGCCAAUCCAGCUUUCCAGCCUAUGUUCUUACAGCAAAAGUCAGGCAAUGGGAGUGUGACACUUGACUAUCUCAUGGUUUGCCAAACUAGUGCUCCACAAAGCUAUUCCCAUCAGGGUGGACCUUAGUAAUAUGCCUCCCUGAGCAAGGCCAACAUUUGAUGUCUUCUUUCCAGUCCUCAUUGUGCUGGGGUUUGGGGAAGGAGCCGUAAGGGCUCUGAAAGGGUCCUAUACCCCUCCCACCUCCUUCCCAAUGCUUCUCUUGCUUUGGGAAGGAGACAGGAGGACUCUAGGACUCUGUCAGAACCCUCAAGCCUCCUUCCUGAGGCUGGGCAAGUGUUUACCUGGCUUUGAGAAGGUGCCCUCCUCGGCAGGCAAUUGUGUGCCUAGUUCCACUGCACCACUCUAUCCGCAUCUUACUCCCUUAAUCCCUGAUUAUUGGCCAUGCCGGUUGGAGCGAUGGGAUGUGAGCUGCUAGUGAUCUACAAAUAGGCUUAAUCCUACCAAUAUUUUCCAUUAUGAAAAUUUAAAUUUUAGUUGAAGAAAACCAGGAUAUGGCCUUAAGGAUUUUGAAGCUUAGCUUAUCGCACAUACAAGAUGACAUUUUUAUUUUGCUUAGGGGCAUGGGGGAAAUCUGAAACACAAACUGAUCAAAAGCGGAUGGUGUCCGUAUUUGUUUAUAAAUUGCAUGAACAAUGUGUUCUUGUCAUCUCCACAUUGGACUGCGAGGUUCAUAUUCCACUUAAAGGUCGGAAAGGAAAUGAGGAAGAAUGUGUGUCAGAACAUGUUUUAUUGCCCUCUGUAAAAAUGGCAACUUUGAUCACAAACACACACUUAUGUGAAUGUUUAGGCUUACUAACUCAUGGUUUGUACUCUGUCAAGCACCAUGCACGUUGACUGUGACACACACACACACACUAAUAAAAAAUAAUGGCUUUGCAUAUCAGCAGGCUUAAACAAUAUAUGUAAGUGAGAUAUGGGUAUGGGGCAGUUUAGCAUCAGACAUGCACCAAUGCACAGCUGAACUACACAGUCAACUUGAUUUUUUUCAGCCUGAUUUCUACAUUGUUUACAUGCCUGACAUGCAAGUAAGGGCCAGACUAGAUGUUGCAAUGGAGUACUGCUGUCGCCCCAAAUGGCUAUUGCAUAUCUCACUUUCCUCUCUAGUCUCUGUACAGUGGUACCUUGGGUUACAUACGCUUCAGGUUACAUACACUUCAGGUUACAGACUCCGCUAUCCCAGAAAUAGUGCUUCAGGUUAAGAACUUUGCUUCAGGAUGAGAACAGAAGUUGUGCGGUGGUGGCGCGGCAGCAGCGGGAGGCCCCAUUAGCUAAAGUGGUGCUUCAGGUUAAGAACAGUUUCAAGUUAAGAACGGACCUCCAGAAUGAAUUAAGUACGUAACCAGAGGUACCACUGUACUUCUUGCAUGAUGUUACAACUUUCUGUGUUUCCCUGCGCCAUUAUGACACAAAGUAAGUUCUACUGGACGUUGUGGAGUGGGUAUUGGAUGCAUGGUGACCAUUUUUAGUGCCAGCCAUAUGCUUAUCAUAGCGUCUAGGUUAACCUUGAGCACAGGGAUGGGGGUGAAAUUUGAUUCUUGUUGCAUUUAAAAGAGAACCUACUUAAUUCUCACUUCCCAAACAACUUGUGGACCAAAACAAGCCAUCUUUCAUAUCCAAAUUUCUUCCAAUUCUGCAAUGCAGGUCUCCAGCUAAGCAAUGUGUACCAAAAUGCACCUAUGUGAGGAAAGUGUGCAUAAAAAUGCAUAUUAUAUAUUAGCCAAAAGAACAUACAAAAAAUGUCUUCUAUUGCUUGGAAAACUGUGCACAAAAUUGUAUUAGAAGUGUGUUUAUUAGGAGAAAUUUGCAGUAAAAUGCAGAUGGAUUUUCAAGAGAACUUUUUUUUUUUAAUUUGAAAAGUAAACCAAUGUAGAAAUGUGGAGAACUGAAGAUUUGAGAAGUUAAAAAUGGAGAGAAACUGGUUCAGCCAUCCCUCAUUGAGCCACAGAACGAUGAUAUAUUUGUUGCAAUAACUGUCCUGGUGUCUGUACAAUUUCAUGAGCAGUGGCAGGACUUUCCCAUAUUCCUGCAACUCCUAGGUUAUGCAAAGCAAGGUACUACCUAAGUGCUGACUCAGCCCUUAAAUUUUAUCCAUGUGUUCUUGAUUUCUGGGAAGCACUACAAGUGUCUUCAGCUGAAUGCAUUUACAGUCCCCUUUCAGACUUCACUCAGCGCAUCAAGGAUGGGCCUGGUGGGUGGCAGGAUGGGAAUACAUUGCCCUUCAGCCCCUUCUCAGAUAGAAUUUAAGGCUACAAGCUUUCUCUGUUACCAUCGCUUCAGAGCAGCCGCAGCCACAGCAGCAAAUGAUGUGGCCUGCUUGCAGAAUCAUAACAGCAAUGGCCAAUGCCAGGCAAACAACUCAAAGGCUUGCAUUUCCCUGUGCUACAUGUGGCCGAGAAGACUGAGGAUGAAAUAACAUUUCUAGGGCAUUUUUUCGUGUACACUCAUCUACUCCCACAUUCAUUUCCUUGAAAAAAUCAUUGUUUCUAUCCUGUUGAAAUACAAGCAUUUGAUAAGCUAAAUGUAACCUUUUCUGCUGGCUGUUCAUCCCUGUCACCACAGAAAAGCGCUGUGCUUUUUAUCUGUUUGUGUUCCUGUUUGCAUGAAGAGAUCAUCAGCUGUAACUUUCUGACCUUUAAUAGCAAAGGAUUGUUGUAGUGUGCAGCUUCCCAUGGCUGUUUUUAUGAAAGCAGGCAAAUACUUUUGCAAUGACAAAUGGGUCUUAUGUACUAACAGUAUUACUCAAAAUUACAACAUUUAUUUUAGGGUUGCAAUUUUUAGGAAGACCCCAAAAUUGUUGAGAUUUUUAGACAAAACCCGAAGUUUUUUGUUUGUUUUUAACAAAAACGCCAAAAAACAAACAAACCCCAGGAUUUUUCAAUUGACUUGCCUAACAUCCAGGACAAGGCACCAGGUGUCAAUUCCACCUUUGAAAUCCCAGUAAUAUCGGGGAAAAUCAGGACGUAUGGCAAUCUUAAUUUAUUUACAGACUCUAUAAGUGUCCCUUUUUUCCAGGCACAUCAGGGCAGUGAGAUGCAAAUUAGGGUUUACUCUGAAUAGGGCAAACAUUGGCUACAGCCCUCCACUUCCAGUGCUCCUACCAUUCUAUAAUAUUCAUAAGCUGUGACAUUUCACUAGUUGGGAUCCCGUUUGAAUUUAAUUUUUAAUUUAAUAUUGGACCACUUUGAGCCCCUCCUCCCAAACAAUUGGGGGGCCCCUGAAACUAUUAGAUCCUGCAUUUAGGGAAAGAUUACAAGGAAUCGUAAUAAUGUCUGUCUCUCUUGCUUUUUUUAUGCCUCUGGUUUAAGGCACUGAUCUGCUGCUUCAAAACAGUUCCAAUUAGUGGGCCAUAAAAUAACAAUUAGUUGAUUUAACCCAACAAGUUCGUGCUUUGCUCCUCUCGCGGCAAGUGACUUAGAGAUUAAUGGGUUUAAUGGGCUGGCCUGUUUUUGAUUUGUUCAAUUCUAAAUGCAUUUAGUCCUUAAUACUAUGAAAUCCAUCUGCCCGCAGGUUUAUCUACAGUCUUGUCUCCCCACACUGAGAAGAGAGGAGCUCUGAAGCUUCUUUCCCAAUAGUCAAGGCUGCUUUUGCAAGUGUUUUUUUUGUGUGUGUGAGGUAUUAUAAUAACAAACAUAUUUUGUUUGUGAUGCAUUCACACAGGAAUUGGGAAAAAUUGGAUUAGGUUUGUAUUUAAAGCCAAACCUACCUAAUUAGAGUUUUUCAAAGCAAUACGUGUACCAAAAUACAUAGAAACAUGCUUCAAAAAUUUGCAUUUCUCUUAAUUUUGAAAUCCAGUUCUCCAGCCAAGUGCAGUAAUGUGUACUGAAAGGUAUAACCUAGGAUUAAAUAUGCAUAUAAAUGCAUAUAUUACUGACAACCACCUACAAAAAUGCAAUAUAUUUGGGAGAACUGAUCUGUAAAAAUGUAUGUUAGGUAAAAUUGCAUUUUAAAAAUCUGUAUGCCAAGAGAAAUUCUCUCCAAGAUACUGAUAAAUUUUCACAAGAACUAAAAAAAAAAAAGUACACUAAUAUGGAAAUGUGAACAACAAAAUUUAAGAUUGGAAAAAUGAGAAUCUGAAAUGAACAGAUCUGUCCAUCCCUAAGGGACGCUGCAGUUCCAAUAACUUUAUUGGGAAUUCAGCAUACAUAAAACCACAUCCACAUUGAUUUCAAUCAAUUAAGUCACUUUGAGACUUCUUUGUAUAAUGUGACAAAAAUACAUAAAUACUACUACUGAUAAUAAUUAUUCACAGGAGAAAUUCAGUGAAAGCACAGAAGUCAGUGGUGUUCACUCCCAAGUAAGGCAGCAAUCCUAACCAAACUUACUUGAGAGUAAGCUCCAUUGAAUUCAAUAGGAUCUACUUUCAGGUAGAAAUGGUUAGGGUUCACAGCUCAGCAGAUUACCGGUAUAUCCAACUGGUGGAAUGAGGAAGGCAAUUUUGAGCAUUUUCCCUGCCCUCCCCCCCAUAUUUGCUCUCACCCACAUAACCAAAUAUGGCUUUAAUUACAAAUUACUAAAAAAGACCCCCAAAAUUUAGUCCUUCUGUAUCUUUUGUAGUAUAAACAAAGCAAUUAAAAACAUUUCAGUAUGUCACACAUUAAUUUAGUAUUCCUUAGCCUUGGGUGCUCGUCCCCAGAAGCUGGAAGACAAUUCCCAUAACUGCUUGCCAAAUUUGGGUGCCCAAGGUUGUUGAAGAACACUGUUCUAAUUGGUUCCAACCCAAUUUCUUUUGCAGGCCCGAGAUGCUGGAUGCUGCAAGGAACAAAGCCCGAGUAAAGGCCUGUUACAUUAUGAUUGCCCUGACAAUCAUGGCUUGCUUUGCUGUGAUUGCCUCUGCUAAAAGGGUAUGUAUUGUUCCAUGGGAAACUUCUGGAUUUUGAUACAAUUUUCUUUUUAAAAUAGCAAUUGUUAAAUUGAUUUCUGCCUAAUGUUACAACGGCUUCACACUAAACAAAAAACACCUUUAAAUAAACUAGAAAUAAAGAUCAAGAGAAGUAAUAGCACUGCUCUCUUCUGCCUUGGUCAGACCACAUCUGAAAUACUGUGUCCAGUUCUGGGCACCACAAUUUAAUAUUGAUGAGCUGGAAUGUGUGUGGAGGAGAAUGACCAAGAUGAUCAAGGGUCUGGAAACCAAGCCGUAUGAGGAACGGGUGAGAGAGGCUGGGUAUGUUUAGCCUGGAGGUGACUGUGAUAUGAUAGCCAUCUUCAAAUAUCUGAAGGGCUGAUACAUGGAAGAUGGAGCAAGCUCCAGAGAGUAGGUCCCAUGUCAGUGGAUUCAAAUUACAAGAAGAGAGAUUCCAACUAAAUGUUAGGUGGUGGUCUCUCCCUUCACUGGGUGUUUUAAAACAGAGGCUGGAUGGCCAUCUGUCAGAAAUUAUUUAGCUGUGAUUCCUCCAUUGCAGGGGAUUAGACAAGAUGACCCUUCCAACUCCACAAUGCUUUGAUUCUGUGAAAUAUCUAGCCUGAUUCUGUUUACUAUCUGGGCCACAGUGUGACCAUCAGACUUAUUACUCCUGCACAUUUGUUCAGAACAAAGGCCAACUGCUGCAGCAGUUUGUUUCCAAGCCAUUGCAUUAUGUUUUGGCACGAGGUAUGUCAACGCUACUUAGGCUGGGCAGUCAACAGCAGUGCUCAAAUGAGAUAUAUUGCUGGGCAAAGGAUUCAUCUGCUGUCACGUCAGGAGUGAGGACAGUGGAGACUGGUCCAUUUGGGAAAAAGGGGCACUGGCCCAUCAACCUUGGUCUGCUCUCUUCCAGUCCCCACCUGCCUGCCUCCUUACUUGUGUCUGUGUUGCCCCUUGUAGAAUUCAGCAGGUGGGAUGGAGGCAAAACUAGAAUUUAUUAGCUCUGCCUCUCUCUUGCUCUGGCGCCACCUGCUGUUGGGCUCCCAGCCUUCCACCCUACUAGUCCCAAUGGGCACAAGUUACCCCUAGGUAGACAACCUACUGCUUUCAGAUGUUGCUGUACUCCAGCUUUAAUUCCCUUUCACUGUUGGCCAUACUGUGUGACUGAUGGGUAUUGGAACAUCAUCUUGAAGGCACAGGAUUGCUCUAGGUUAUUGGGGCCACCGCUUGGUUUUCAUGUAUUAUGUUUAUACCCAAUUCUUUCUCCAAGGAGCUUAGAGUAGCAUGCAAACUCCACUCCUACAAGGGAUUGGGUAGAGAGUGAUUGCUCAAAGGGAGCUUCCUACUGGUUUGAACCUAGAUCUCCCUUGUCCAACACUCUGCGCUCUUACAGGUCAAAUUUCUGAGGAUGCUACGCUUGCAGUGCCAGCACAUGGGGCACCCUAUGUGGAAUAAUGUCUAUCUUUCAGCUGUUCCUUUCACUGUGCCACUAUGAAGCGGAUGCUCUACUUUUGCAGGCUGUUGAACGCCAUGAAUCCCUCACAAGCUGGAACUUAGCAAAGAAAGCCAAGUGGCGUGAAGAGGCUGCAACAAGAGCCGAGGAAAAGGCAAAAUAAGAGUCAUCUGCUCUUGAAACUGGGAACAAAGAAAACACACAAAAUUGGCAAGUUAGCAAAAGAUAUACCUUCUAGGGGAAACGCUGAAGUUGAACACAACUUACUACUAACAACUUUCAUUUCCGCUUGUGAAACAAAUACUGGGAGAAAGAUAAUUAUUUUUUUCUGCCACAAGUGAAUAAAUAAAUCAAGUUCAGUCGAAAGUUGGCUGUGAAAGGCUUCAUCUGCUAUUUUGCUUCUAUUUGAAUUUUUAAGGUCUUUGUAGUUAAAACUGAAAACACAGAAUUCCAUCAACCAUAACAGUGACUUUUCUGACUAAAAUUCGUUACUCAACAAAUUUUGUCCCGGUGGAAAGUGUUGUCUUUCUUUGUCUGUUUGUUCCCUAUACAGUGGGACCUUGGGUUACAGAUGCUUCAGGUUACAAACUCCACUAACCCAGAAAUAGUACCUUGGGUUAAGAAAUUUGCUUCAGGAUGAGAACAGAAAUUGUGCGGUGGCAGCGGGAGGCCCCAUUAGCUAAAGUGGUACCUCAGGUUAAGAACAGUUUCAGGUUAAGAACAGACCUCCAGAACGAAUUAAGUUCUGAACCCGAGGUACCACUGUACAUCUUGAUGCCUCUUGAGAUAUCAUUGCCAAACUUAGCAUGAGGGCUGCCAGGGUGAGGGUGGCACUCUUCAUUCAUGUUUGACACCACCUGCCAUUUUGAAUCAAGAUGGCAGUUGAAGAAUAAGGACUUUAUAGGAUUUGGUCCGAAUGAAUUUUACAAGAUUUUCUCCUGUCCCAUCUGAUUUUCCCAAUCCCAAGUGGCAUAGUUAAAAACUUAGUAAAUUAAAACUGUAAUGGCUCUACAUACCUACAUAUGACCAAGGGCAGGAAAUAUAGAUAAACUUACUUCUGAAUAACCAUGCAUUGGGUUUGGCUGUAAGCCUUCCAGUAGAGAUUUCUAACAGUGCAGUACAUGCUUCUGGUCUGAAAAGUUAUUAUAACUUAUGAAGAAAUACUGCAAGUUCUAAAUUCAGAAGAGACACACUGCCUUUGCAAAAUACCUUUAUUAGUUUUGUAUUGUAGCAUUUAUAGUAGUAACAUUCCCUAAUAUUGCAUACUGUUCUUAUUUGUAAGUUUGUUCAGUUAGAGCCUCUAGUGUGUCUUUAAAGAUGCAGUAUCAAUCAAAUUACAAAUGAAUGUUCAAAAACACAGUAACAAUAAUGACUAAGAACAACUCUUAUUGGAGAUGUGAAUCUUUGUAGCAGUUUCAUAAUCUGUAUUUUUUCAAAUAAAUUUGCAGGUUAAUAAGUUAAUAAGGUUCAAGCAAAUAAAUCAAUCUGGAGUCAAAUGUAAAAGUAAUAAUUAUUUUCUGUUAAACAAUCCAACUAAUCAUCAUUUUCUAAAUGUAAACCAAUCAUUGAAUGAACACCCAUUAUUUCUUUACCACCCUUUUAAAAAGGCAAUACUAUAAAUGUAAUAGCAAAAUGAAUAAAUUAUUCAAUGAUAAAAGUGCAGGGACCCAAACACAAAACAAAACUCACAUAUGGUUUUGCAUCUGAAAUAAAUACUUGGCAUGGUUGCAUAGACUGAGGUCAUGUCAAAAUGAGGCAUUUAUGUGAGAAUCACACAACCUGCACCAGGGAAACACCAUAAUGGUUUAAUUAUACAAAUUCAAAAACCCCAAACCAUUUUGGAUUGACUACUAAAUCCAGGAGACUACAGUUGCCACUCACAUGUGUUCUGAUAAAAGGUUUCACCUCCAACAUCCCUCUAUUAAGCAUCAAGACUUCUCAGUUUCAUGCAUAAGAGUGAAUUUGAAGUUAAACCAAAUACUGGUAUUUAAAAGAUCCAAAUUAACCAUAUAAAAUCGUACAGCUUCAGAAAUGAUUCUCGGAAGUUUCCAAAUUCAUGUUAUGGACUAGACUCAAAGAGACAUAUUUCCAAAUUACACAUUAAAUUCAUUUGUCUCUAAUAUUUCUAUUUCUUCUACGGUUUGUAUAAAGUCUUGAGUCUGGCUCAGAUGUAAAUGUUUUGAUGAUAUUAUCUACUGAAUUCUCCAAUUAAGAGCAGGCACAACUGGCAAUUUUUGUAAUAUAGCAAAACAAUGGGAUACCCUGUCAACCCUGAACAUUUGUUUUUGUUUUUUUAACAUACUAGAGCAAUUCUGAUAAUUUUAUCUUUUUUACUGACCACUUUCAUUAACCUGUAUUUGGAAUGAAUGAUAUAAGACACUCAGGACCAACAUUUCCAGUUAAAACUUUUAAAAAGGGGGACAAAUUCACCCUUAUAUCAAGUGUUACCUGUUCAAAGCUACAAACAGAAUUCAUAGCUAGCUGCACAAUUCUUCUCCCCAUGAUACAUCUGAUUUCCAGCAAGCAUUCCUGCAUUUUCCCCCUAGUUGUACCUCACUAUCUUUACAUAAGCUACAGCUAUUAACAUUACAACACAUCCACUGGCAAACUUUGACUCCAUAACCCUUUAGAAGUGGAUAUUGCUGCUACAAUGCCUUUGUGAACCUGGCUGCAGAGACCUGUGCGCAUCACAGAAGGCCAGGCAUGUAUCUGUUACUGCACUUGCAGUUCUCACAACUAUGGAGAGCAAAAGUCUCCCAGGGGAUGGAGCAAGAUGUAUGUGAGAUACUGAAGUGUCUAACAGCUGACCGGUACUCUGAGCUGCUUCACGCGGAAAUUCCUCACAAUACGCAUCUGCCACUGAAGGAUAAUUUUUCAAUAGCUAUGCAAAAUGCAUAAGCAACACAGCUGCUUUGUCUCCACCCAGCCUGGCUAUGGCAGGUCCUUGCAUUGAUCAUGCUCAUAGGACUGGAACAGAAGACGGAAAGAUCAAGAUUUAAACUUUUAACACAUGAAUUUGUUUGCAGGUACCAUAUAAAGAGCCCCCUUAGAUUCUGGAGUGCAUCUAUUUUUGCUUUUGUUUAACAUUUCACAAUACUAUGAAAAAAGGCAAUCAACUGCAAUUAUAUACAAGUUGUUUUAUAUACGUCACACAGAACAAUACAUUUGUGGUAAG